UAGAAAAUUAGGUCCGUAAUCUUACAUGGAUUUUAUCAGAGAUGAGAUACCUUCAUAGAGCACUACAAUAACAAAAAAAGAUCAAACUUAUUGGAAUAACAAGUAUAUUUUUGAUGGCAUGCAAAAGAAACUAGUUCUUUUCCAAAAUUACUUUUACUUAAUAAAAAGCAGAUGAAUAACGAAACUCUGAUUAAUUACAAAAGUUUAAAAAUGAAUCAUAAGUGAGAUUAAAAAGGAAUGAAUUUAGAAGAACUAUUUUAGAAAUUAAAAGUAAAUAGAGGUCAUUGGAAACAAGUAAAUAUGCUGUAACAGAUGAAGAUUUAGCUUAACCAAUUUUCUAAAGAUCUCCUACACAUUUGGUAUUUAUGAAAAGAGAUAAUAGGAAAAUUAAAUUGAUAAUUAAUGGAACCAUUUAGAGAUGCUAGAUAAAAAACAUUUGAAAUUUAUAUAUGGACCUAAAACUUUUAAUCGAUAGAAAAAAGCAAUUAGCUAAAUAGAUAAUAAUUUCAAAGCUGAUAUAGAACUUUAGAAGUUGAAAUUUUAAGCUUAGAUGGAUUUUAGAAAUAAAUUAUUAAAACACAAUUCUUUUUAGACUUCUAAAGGGAAUGCUUAAGGCUUAGAAAUUAAUUUUUUAAGAUAGGUGAGACCAGAAUAUAAAGGGAUGCUAUUAUUGAAUUUGUCAUCCAUAGAAUAAUAAUGUUGCCCUACUUUAUAUUCACAUGUGAAGAAAUUUGACAGUUCAACAAGUAUGUAAACAAGAUAAAAGUAGUAAUCCACAAAAAAUAUCAGAUCAAAAAGUUUUAAUACAUAAUAAACUGAAAUUGAGGAAUAAUUGUCUAAUUAAAAAGUUUAUGAUGAAAUGAAUGAAUCAUUAUAAAGAUUUGAAAUUACAUUAAAAGAAAGAUGUUAAUAUUUAGAAAGUUGA
Molecule: messenger RNA, 925 nt
Organism: Paramecium sonneborni
Lineage: Eukaryota; Ciliophora; Oligohymenophorea; Peniculida; Parameciidae
Source: the annotation of a GenBank genome assembly